Messenger RNA from Culicoides brevitarsis, 1183 nucleotides. RefSeq lists its product as uncharacterized. The coding region runs from base 65 to 913 and encodes 282 amino acids. The transcript is spliced from 2 exons. The record is from RefSeq and is a predicted model, not a curated record. Lineage: Eukaryota; Metazoa; Arthropoda; Insecta; Diptera; Ceratopogonidae. Gene Ontology annotation, cellular component: nucleus.
AACUCGUGUUUUUGUUUUGAUUUUAAAAAUCCACGUUAAGGAAUUUUAAUUAAUUUAAGCAAAAAUGGGAAAGAAACUUCCAAAGCCAAAGCGACAUUUCGGUGUUCGAGACCCUUUGAAACAGCUUGAGGAACGAGAAGCAGCUAUCAAGGACAAAAUUAACAAUCCACCGGCGAAGGAUGAAAAUCAGCAAAAACUCUCACAAAAGAUGCGAAAAUUCGUCGAACUCAAAAAUCAAGCAAAAGAAGCCUCCGACUCCAAAAAACAAGGUCAAAAGAAAAAACCCAAAAAAGAUCGUCUCGGCGAAAAAAGUCAGUUGAAACGUCGUCCCGAGGAAACAGAAGAAAAAUACCUCAAACGGCUGUCUCGCUUAAAGAACGAACGUCUCACCGAGUCUCUUUACGCCGCCAAAUACAACGUUCGCAUCACUCGGAAUGAAGAAACGGGCGAAAUGCAAGUCAACAAAGGAGGCAAAAACGAAAUUGACGAACUUUUGGAACAAAAACGCAACAAACGAGCACGCCGAAAACGCGACGAAACAAAAUUGACCCCUUUGGAAAAAUUAAAACUCAAAAAAUUACAAAAACUCGAAAAAUCUGUGGAGGAAAUUGAUUAUUCGAAGCCACAACGUGAGAUAAUUCCCUUUGGAGAACGAGUGGAUGCGCCGCCGACGCUUGUGGUGCCACGAAAAGCCACAAAAGACGAUGAUGGAAAUCCAAAAAGAAAUCGGAGCAAUUUAUUAGUUCACGAAGUGCUGAAACGGAACCAAGAAGCGAUGCAAAAACAAAAAGUUGAACGGGAACGCGAAAAUAUCGUGAAUUUGUACAAAGAAUUCAAGAAGAAGAAACGACUGGCAACGAAGGCGACUGGAAUGCCGAUACAGAGAAAUGAAACGGGAAUGUCCUCACUUUAAAAAAAAAAAUUAAAUAAAAAAAAUAUUUUUUUAAUAAUUAAUUAAUAAUUAGUAUUUAAUUUAAUUUAAUGCUCAUCAAAAAGGAAAUGAAAUGUCUUACAAUUUAUUUUUUAUUUAUAUUUUACCUUAUUUGUUUUUUUUUUUAGCAUUUAUACACGAAAAAAAAACUCUUUUCUUGUAAAAAUGAUCAUCCAUUCAAAAUGUUAAUUUUUUUGUUUUUUUUUCGUUUAAUUGUUAGUGCACGGUCGUUUAUCAUUUCAAAAAAACAAA